Messenger RNA from Galendromus occidentalis (western predatory mite), 2426 nucleotides. RefSeq lists its product as uncharacterized. Gene Ontology annotation, cellular component: glutamatergic synapse; postsynaptic specialization. NCBI's taxonomy places the organism in Eukaryota, Metazoa, Arthropoda, Arachnida, Mesostigmata, Phytoseiidae. The coding region runs from base 179 to 1996 and encodes 605 amino acids. The record is from RefSeq and is a predicted model, not a curated record. The transcript is spliced from 13 exons. Gene Ontology annotation, biological process: signaling. Gene Ontology annotation, molecular function: molecular adaptor activity.
AAUUGAUCAACUCGUGCGGUGAAACCAGCAUUUGAUGUGGGAGUAGUUUUCGGCGCCGAUCUGAAAAGCCUCACCGACGAACCGACACGGUCGCCGUCAUCCUUGGUACUGUUGUACGCUCGGACGUCAGAUACGCGAGCGGCGGCAAUAGCCGUGACAGCCAUUGCCAGACAGCAGCAUGUCUUCGGCAGACGUGGGCCAGAGCCCGGCGAAAGAACCCACGCACAUGAACAGGAAAGACCCAUCUUACGUCGGCAUCAGCUGCACCAACUACGGAUACACAGAUUACUCGAGGCAGAGCAGAAACUUCAGUCCGGUUAGCAGAGUGCCCUUAGAUCCGCCAGCGGAAGGCGCACCUUUUGCGACAGCUCUCACAAACAACAGCUACCACAGCGUGACUGCGAUCUGCUCACCCGCGAAUGAAAUUCGGAUCGAGGGCGUGUUCGAAGCAGCGUCAAAGCGUCAGAAUGGAGGAACCGACCGCCCGUCUAUGAUAGCGCAGAGGAUUCAAUCACUAUACGGGGAAAAAACGAAGGAAGAGUUCAAGAAAAGAUCGAAAAGUGCUGGACCGUUGCAACGAAACCCCUACGAGCCAAACUACAAGCAAGGUCUCUUGGAGCUCGCGGAGAAGUUCGACCCCGAGAAGGAGGAGCUCAAACCCUCGAAUUUUCCCGGUAGCGUUCGAGAGAAGACAGCGUUCGUAGAGAAACUUUUGAAGAAGGACGUCAAAGAGGGCAUCAAACCAUUGGAGGAGUUGAAAAAGCCACCCAAAUUCGAGAUACCGUCGCGGAAAAAGUCCGACGAAUACUACAAAGAACAGCGGGAGAUCGAAAAACAGAAAGCGCUCCAAUUCAGCUUACGAUUGAAAGAAGCCGAAGAGAAGCGCAGAGCUCAGGAGAAGGUCGAAGCUGAGCAGCGACGGGUAAUCGAAGAAGAACAGCGUCGGCGUGACGAAGAGCAGAGACGACGCGACGAGGAAGAGCGGGCGAGUCACGUGGAGACCAUCCCUCAGUACACAACGGUCGAGUGCGAGCAACCGCAAAUCGUUGAGACUGUUAUUGUGAAUACGAGUUUCGGAAGCAACGACUCGCUCGCAGAGCUCGAUCAGCAGACAGGCUCCCGGAAACCGGAACAGGUUGACAGCGCGGGUGCCGACGAGGUCGAUCGAUCCGAAAUCCUUGUUCCGGAAGAACAGAAAUCGCGACAGCAGACAGAGGUCAAAGAAACCAUAACCACGACCGUCCAGUCCAGCGAGCAGGCGGGCGAUAACAUCGCAAAUCAACACUCUGUCACGUCGAGCGUGACAACCUUCACGGUUGUAGAGCAGGUUCUCAUUCCAGAGUCUAUCGACGAGGUCGCUUCGGCAGAGUCCCUCGACGAGAAGGCCACCUACGAAAAUCAGGAGAAAGCAUCCCGGUCUUCGGGGGAAAACUCCGAGGCUCUAGCACCUAAAACACACACAGAAGGAGUUAUGGCGGGUCGAGAGUUUCUUGUUAUGCUUGAUGAUGCAGAGGAACGAAUAAGGAAGAGAGUCAGAAUAACGGAGGAGUAUCUCAAGGACACACAUUCGGAAGAGAUCCACGGAAUACUCAGAGCAGCGAUCGGUAAAGGCAAUCUUCUGAUCGCUCAGAAAUGCACCCAAUUCCGAGGCCUGUGUGAGAAAAAUCUACAAGAACCCAAAGAGGGAGAAUUCCCGACAACUCGCGGUGAUCUCGAAGGUUUUUGGGACAUGAUCACGAUUCAAAUAGAUCAGAUGCUGGACACGUUCGAUGAAAUUGAGCAAAUGCGUGCCAAUAAUUGGAAAGAACCAGAACAGAACUCCACGUCUUCGUCCCCCACUAGAAGUACUUCGUCUCCGGCUAAGAAGAAGCUUCCAAAUCCUCUACGGCCAAGGAACGGCGCAAGCGGAGACAAGCAACGCGAAGAGGCGCGGAAGAGACUCAUGGAGGCGAAAAAAGCUGCCAAGCAGAAAUCCGAGGAGGUUGCGUCGAACUAAGAGGCUAAUUGACCGACGAAUUGAAUUACCGGACCGUCCAUCUUCGAAAUUUAUGGGGAGUCGAACUAGGGAGGAAAGUUCCUAUUUUCUUAGCGAUCCAAAUGAGCAAUCUCGCAAUCCCGAUCGAAUGUGCGAUCGCAGGUAGCGGUGAAUUGGGCCGCGGGGGCCGAAGGUCACCACGCUACCCAUAGCGACAUCGUUCCUGCUCGAGGCACGUGGCUGUGUGUCGAAAAGCAUGGCGACGAGAAUUCGCUCCCUUAGACCCCAAGAAGUGUAGAAUCUGAAUCACCGAACUCUACAAAUACCCAUCCUAUAGAACCGAAGAGCGCCGCAAUGCUCCCAGGGUGUCGUCUUCGAAUGUGAACGUUCGAAUAAUCCAGAGAGAAAAUUCACCGAUAUCCACAUCGAGCAGGGAUCGGAUCUUCUUGAU